Messenger RNA from Quercus lobata, 846 nucleotides. RefSeq lists its product as uncharacterized. The transcript has 2 exons. NCBI's taxonomy places the organism in Eukaryota, Viridiplantae, Streptophyta, Magnoliopsida, Fagales, Fagaceae. The record is from RefSeq and is a predicted model, not a curated record. The coding region runs from base 1 to 759 and encodes 252 amino acids.
AUGGCGAAGUAUAAGCAAUAUCAUCAGCGUUUGGUUGUUUCUGCAUGUUAUGCGUUACAUAAUUUCAUAGGCAUCAAUAAUAGAAGAGAUGUACUGUUUAACAUGUGGGAGAACGUUGACGUUGAUAGGGAUGAUAUGCAAACUGGAAACAGUGGGAAUUCUUCUGAGUCGAGUGCAAGAUCAAACUCAGAUACACAAUCCCUAACAAAACCCAAAUUGUACACUAACCCACCCUCUUUGCGAAAUGACCCCAGUUUUCCUCUGUAUCAAACUCAAAUCCCGAAUUUGAACAAUGGGUUCUCAAAAAGUUCAGAUCUUUUUGGGUUUGAUUAUGAUCUAAAUGAGUUUGGAGGAUUUGAUUGUGAUGGGUUUGAGUCUAUUGGGUUAGUGAACACUGACCCAAUUGUUAUAGAAGAGAAUUCUGGGUCUGGGUCUGGGUUUGGGUCUAUGUCAGAGGGGGCUAAUUCAUCAAAUGGGUUGCUCUGUGUUAACCCGAUUGUUCAGGAAGUGAAGGUGAAAGAAGAAGUGGAAAAGCAAGAAAUAGCAACAGUGGGUGAGGAGGAAAAGAAUGAGAUUCAAAAGCUCUCUGAUGAGCUAAUGGCUUAUGAGAACUUCAUGAAGUUCUAUCAGAUUCCGUACUAUGAUGGCCAAUCAGUGGCACCACCGGUGACCAUUGCUGCCCAGGGAAACCUCGUGGAUGAUCUCUGGAGCUUCGAUGAUGAUGAGGCUGUUGGCAGCUCUGUCCCUCUCCCUAUGUAAUGUAACAUAGUCGUUUGUGAACUUGGAGUUCAUGUAAAUUUAUGUUUUGGUCUAAGGUUUUUUAUUUUAUUUAUUUUAUUUUUUUUA